Molecule: messenger RNA, 263 nt
Organism: Lecanosticta acicola
Lineage: Eukaryota; Fungi; Ascomycota; Dothideomycetes; Mycosphaerellales; Mycosphaerellaceae
Source: the annotation of a GenBank genome assembly
AUGACGCCUCGAGUCAAGCGUAAGGAGGGUCCUCAUUCUUCUUGUACAGAUCAGGGCUGAUCUGACAUGCAGAACAUGGCUUUCUCUUCUACUGCGGCGCCUUCUUCCUGGUAAUUUUCGGGCUCUGGAAAUUCUCCGACUUCGAAGAAGACGCCAAGUCCAAGAAGCACAGCAAGAGAUAUCGAGAAUGGGAAAAGGAAGACGCGGAGCGACGGAAGCGAGAGGGAAAGAAACCAAAGAAAUACACCGCGGGACUGUUCUAG